This is a messenger RNA of Drosophila miranda, 1217 nucleotides long. Its product is annotated as serine protease inhibitor 42Dd. The record is from RefSeq and is a predicted model, not a curated record. Lineage: Eukaryota; Metazoa; Arthropoda; Insecta; Diptera; Drosophilidae. The transcript has 4 exons. The coding region runs from base 1 to 1215 and encodes 404 amino acids. Gene Ontology annotation, molecular function: serine-type endopeptidase inhibitor activity.
AUGUUGGCUUCCGAGCACACAGCAUCCAAGGCCGCACUCUCACUGUUGCUCCUCCUGGGCUCUGUUCUGACUAUGGCCAAGUCCGUUAACAAUUCCAGUAGCUCCGCAGGCGAUGGAAAGUUUUCCUUAGAGCUUUUCGGACACCUGGCGAAGUCGGAGGCUGGUGGAAAUCUCGUAGUCACAACUGGCCACUACACUUUGGCCUACCUGGGCUCCGAGGGCACGACUGCAGAGGAGCUGAAGCAAGGCCUCGCAUUGGAGGGAGCCGACAAGAAUGAGGUUGGCCAACGAUUCGCUCAGCUCUUGGCCAAAGCACAAACGAAAACUAAGGAGGAUGAGGAUGGCGUCCAGUUCAACUAUGCCAACCGUCUCUACGUGGCUGAGCGCUUCAGGCUAGCCCAGGCCUAUCAAAAAUUGGCCGCUAAAGGCUUCGACGCAGCUGCCGAGAAAGUAAACUUCGCUCAAGGCUCGAAGGUGGCCCAGAAAAUCAAUUUCUGGGUAGAGGAGCAGACCCAUAAUCAAAUUAAGGACCUCAUUAGCGCCGACUCCCUCGACGCUGAGACGGUCGCCAUCCUGAUCAAUGCGAUCUACUUCAAAGCCGACUGGGUGCACAGUUUCGCCGAGUACAAAACGGACCUGCAAAACUUUGUCCGCCAUAAUGGAGCAAGGGUCAAGGUGAACACCAUGUAUCAGUCCGACUUUUUCAGGUAUGGCGAGCUGUCCUCUCUGAAAGCAAAGGCAUUGGAAAUGCCCUACAAAGGCACGGACAUUGUGUUCCUGAUCAUUCUGCCUCUGGAGGAGCAGGGACUGCCCGAACUUGAGCAAAAGCUUAGUGGACAUGACCUAAACGUGAUUAGUUCGCAUUUGACCAGACAGAUGGUGGAGAUACAGCUACCCAAAUUCAAGUUCGAGUUCGAUGUCUCCCUGCAGCCUGCGCUGAAGGAGAUGGGCAUCGAAGCCCCAUUCGGUCCUCAAGCUAACUUCAGCAGCCUGCUCCACACCCCGGACCCCCUGAAGAUCACCGAGGUGAAGCACAAGGCUCUCAUCGAGGUAGACGAGAACGGAACCACUGCCAGUGCCGCCACAGCAGUCAAGUUCUCACUAGAGUCUGCGUUCAUGGGGGAAGUACAGCAGUUCACCGCAGACCACCCCUUUUUCUUUGCCAUCAAGGACGCGCAGAGCACCUACUUCUUGGGCCACGUUAACCAGCCCUAAGC